AUGAGUGUCAAGACUCCUAUUCAAGCCAUCUUCGAGGGCCUGAAAGGAUCAUGGAGACUACGAAGAUCCCUCAGUAGCUCGCUAGCUGGCUUUCCCUCUGGCAUUUUCGAGGGGACCGCCACAUUCACACCCAGACAACCGUCAGCACAUAGUGUAGCUGCCGAGCUGUUGUACUCCGAACAAGGUGAGCUGCGGACUGACAAUGGCUUCACGCUGAGAGCCAACCGAAAAUACAUCUACCGCUACAAUGCGGACGAGGACAAGAUCAGUGCUUGGUUCGUUAAGGAGGACACUAAGCAAACCGACGGCGGAGAGGAGGUCGACUACCUUUUCCACGGCUUGGAAAUGGAAGACAAGCCUCAAGCCUGGAUUGGGAAGGGCGAGCAUUUGUGCGAGCUCGAUAUGUACUGGGCUUACUACGAAUUCAGAAUGCCCAAGAUCGUCGAGGAGGGUCACUCAAUGGACGUCUUUGGUGUGAGGUACAAAGUCAAAGGUCCACAGAAAGACUACACAAGCGAUACUGCCUACGAGCGGGCAUUCACGGCUAAUCUCCCGGGACGUUGA
Messenger RNA from Baudoinia panamericana UAMH 10762, 564 nucleotides. RefSeq lists its product as uncharacterized. NCBI's taxonomy places the organism in Eukaryota, Fungi, Ascomycota, Dothideomycetes, Mycosphaerellales, Teratosphaeriaceae. The transcript has 3 exons. The record is from RefSeq and is a predicted model, not a curated record. The coding region runs from base 1 to 564 and encodes 187 amino acids.